CUCAAUGAAACAAACCCACCAACCAAGAUGGUUCUUCUCCAACUCGAUGAGGCCAGAACGUUUAAGCUGCUUAGACUCAGCUUUGACGUCGGCUCUGUCAUCUCACACACACACACACACCCUUCCUCGUCUGUCCUGCGUCCUUCCCAGCACAGGAGGACUGUGUUCGUGUUCGCUGAGCUGGAAUUUUGCAAACGAGGACUUUCUUCACCUACUUCUUUAAUAUUCACAUCUGCGCAAACAUGACGAUUAGAACAGUCCGUCCCGAUCGGGUGCAACACAUCCGCUGCCAGAUGCACUGCCUCAAAAAGCUGGACGUCAUGGUGGUGGAGAUGCAGGACCCGAAGAGCGGAGUCAGAGGCUCUGAGCAGAAACUAAACGUCACCAGUAUCCCACACGUCAUCACUGGUCAUGACGUCAUUGCAUGGAUUUCCACCAAGAUGAAGACGACGACAGAAGAGGCUCAGGCCUUCGGCACCAUGUUGGUGGCCUACGGCUACAUCUACCCCCUGCUGAACCACAAGAAGCUGGUGAUGUGCAACGACACCAGCCUCUACCGCUUCCAGACCCCCUACUUCUGGCCUACACACCAGUGGGUGGCAGAGGACUCUGACUACGCCAUUUAUCUGGCGAAGAAGAACAUCCGCAAGAAAGGCGUGUUGGAACCCUUCGAACAGGCUCAUUACAACCACCUCCACGACUGGCUGAACCACAAAUGGGACUUUGUUGUGAUGCAGGCGACUGAGCAGCACAAGGCUGGUAAAGAGAGGAAGAAGCCGGACCGCGUGGUGUUCGACUGCCAGGAGCGGGCCUAUUGGGUGGUCAACAGACCCUCGCGACACACUCAUAGCGCCAUGGACUGUGGGCCGGACCGCCUCAUCGACCCGGACGCUCAGAAUCUUUCCUUUGACCACUACAGACGUUUGAACAUGUUCUAUCAACAAGCCAUCAUGAGGUCAAAGGUCAAAUCUAGUGUUUCCCUCGGAGCCCUGGUCAAGUACGUGACCACCUACAAGAACCACGACCCCUUCCUGGCUCCCUGUUUACCCAGCAACCCCUGGCAGACGGACAAUGACACGUACUGGACCCUCAACAUGAGGAGGGUUGAUGUUCCCACGAAGAUGCGAGUCGAGCGCUGGUCCUUCAGUUUGUUUGAGCUGCUCACUGACCUGCGAGGCCGCGACGAUUUCAAGGUGUUCCUCAAGAAGGAGUUCAGUGGGGAGAACCUCGCUUUCUGGGAAGCAGCAGAGGAACUGAAAUGGGGAACAGCAUCGUCCAUGUUGACCAAAGCAGAGACCAUUUUCAAGACUUUCCUGGCGCCCGGGGCCCCGCGCUGGAUCAACAUCGACGGCAGGACCAUGGGUCUGACGGUUAAAGGCCUGGAGCAUCCGCACCGCUACGUACUGGAGGCAGCUCAAACACACGUCUUCCUGCUCAUGAAGAAGGAUACGUUCUUCCGUUACCUAAAGUCUCCGGUCUACAAAGACAUGCAGAAGAAGGCGCUGAGCCCUGAGGCUCACAGCUUCAGUCCGGCCCAGCUGGAGCAGAACGCUCAAAGGCGAAACCCAGGCAUCCAUCCUAUAAUUCUGUGGCAGCAAGAGGAGGCAGAGAAAGCCAAAGCGGCUGCUGCUUCAGCUCCCGUGGACGUCAAGGCUGUGAUGAGCAAAAUAGACAGGAAGAAGUAGGGACAGACGUGUUUGAACUCCACUGAACCCACAUCUUAGAAUCCUAGUCUUUUUAGACGCAUGUGUCUGGUUUUGUCUUUAUUCUAAUGCGGAAUAUUUGAGAAAAUUAUCUGUCGACACCCAGAGUUAAAGCACAGGUAGUCAUCAAAAGACUGUGUUGCAUUAGGGCAGGGUGACAUAAGACAUGUAAUUAACUAUAUAUCAUAUCAAAAAGACUCCAAGGUUGGGCCCUACAGAGUCAUACAGGAAGCACAAGGAGCCGCUGGAGAGGAGAAACCUGAGGAACAGAAGCGUAAACAUUCAGGGUUUGCGAUUCCUGGACCCAAAUACAAACUGGGGAACAGGAAACUGUCUGUGAAUGAAUUUAUUAAACCAAUAAAAUGAGACGUAUAGCUGG
Molecule: messenger RNA, 2082 nt
Organism: Betta splendens (Siamese fighting fish)
Lineage: Eukaryota; Metazoa; Chordata; Actinopteri; Anabantiformes; Osphronemidae
Gene: rgs9a
Product: regulator of G protein signaling 9a
Exons: 17
Coding region: 243-1685 (480 amino acids)
Biological process (GO): G protein-coupled receptor signaling pathway; regulation of G protein-coupled receptor signaling pathway; intracellular signal transduction
Source: RefSeq, a predicted model, not a curated record